UGUACGUUCGUUGAUUGAUUACUCAACUAAAAGGGGAGCGCGUGGAAAAAUAUGGAAUAUUUGUCAUUAAACGCACUGUGUUGAGAGGAACAUAGAUCUAUCUGUUCUAUGUAUCCUAUUUCUAUGUUUUUGGUACGCCCUAUUCAUUUCAAUGGGUACGCCCCUCGCAUCGUCCGAUCCAACACCGCUGCCUUGGUUAGCUUCUGCUGCCGUAAUUGUCUCGAGGGCUGCUUAACUCCUGCUUAUCGUGUUUUUGACGACGAUCGAAAUACUGCGUGUGCUUUGAAGGGACUAUUUCAUUUUUUUCUGGGAAUCAUACAAGACCUGGAUAUAAUACGAAGGUUUCGGUCGUCUGGAUCUAGGUGUGUGUGUGUGUGUGGAGCUCGCCUGUCUUCUUGGUUGGCUUGGGAAAAGCCACUGCGUAUCAAAUAGCAGUGACUGUCUACUACAGCCCACCGCCUUUACUGAGUGCCAAACACUGGCCGUACAUUCUGCAAGAUUGAUCGUCUAUUGAAAAAAUAUGAAAGUGUUAAAGAUGCCGCAGUGAGUUCGGAGCUGAAUCUUUAACUGAAGCCUCAGCAUGUCUAUACUGCUGAUGGUGGGUGUGGUGAUGUGGGGGGCCCAAGGGGGGGUUGGGGUCCAGGGGGCCAAGUGUCCCGGAGGGGUGCUUGGUAACUGCCCUACCCAGCAGAGCAACACCUCCGGUGGGGGUGAGACCUCCAGGGACUACUGCUACACCGCCCGUAUCCGCUCCACCGUGCUCCAGGGCCUGCCCUUCGGAGGGGUGCCUACCGUCCUCGCACUCGACUUCAUGUGCUUCCUGGUACUCCUGUUUGUAUUCUCCAUCUUGAGGAAGGUAGCGUGGGACUACGGCCGCUUGGCGCUGGUCACUGAUGCAGACAGGUAAAUCACUACACUGGCAUCUAUACUAUGUGAUCCCUGCAGGAAUUGAACCCAGGACCUUGGCGUUGAGGAGUUGCCAGGUAGCGCCACACUCUUACCGACUGAGUCACACAGGCUGAGACACACCGGGGAAAGAAAACACAGACAUGUUUAGGAUGUGAUCCCUGUUGGAAUUGAACCCACACCUUUCACGCCACACGGUACUUUUAACGCCAACUAGGAGAGGAGGAGAGUGGAGAGGAGGAGAGUGGAGAGGAGGAGAGUGGAGAGGAGGAGAGUGGAGAGGAGGAGAGUGGAGAGGAGGAGAGUGGAGAGGAGGAGAGUGGAGAG
Salvelinus fontinalis (brook trout) is the source of this 1233-nucleotide messenger RNA. Its product is annotated as CSC1-like protein 2. The transcript has 4 exons. NCBI's taxonomy places the organism in Eukaryota, Metazoa, Chordata, Actinopteri, Salmoniformes, Salmonidae. The coding region runs from base 581 to 907 and encodes 108 amino acids. The record is from RefSeq and is a predicted model, not a curated record.